This is a messenger RNA of Wallemia mellicola CBS 633.66, 7253 nucleotides long. Its product is annotated as batten's disease protein Cln3. The transcript has 3 exons. Gene Ontology annotation, cellular component: vacuole; membrane. The record is from RefSeq and is a predicted model, not a curated record. Gene Ontology annotation, biological process: regulation of intracellular pH. Bases 686 to 1783 code for a protein of 365 amino acids. Lineage: Eukaryota; Fungi; Basidiomycota; Wallemiomycetes; Wallemiales; Wallemiaceae.
CAACCAAAAUGGCAGACAAUUUAAAAAGGACGCAAUCUAGUGGUGGAAACAGCACAACUAACAGUUCAAACUCACCUGCUGGACAAUCACCAACGCCUAUCACUCCAGGCGCCAGAAUGGAGAGAAAGCCUUCAUGGCAUGAGAAUGCAUUAUUUAGACGUCCUUCAAUGCAAAAUAGACCCUCACUCGCUAUGUCUGUAUCAGACGUCUCUACACCUCCAGUUACUUCCGGUCCACCUUCACCAACUGAUGUCGACUUGCUAACAAUCGAAGAGGUCUUCACACAUUGGCAUGUAAGAGAGAUUUUGGGUGCAGCAUUCACAUCUGUCGUCGAGGAAAUUCAGAAGGAGGUUCCAACGGAUUGUGACGCAAAGACAAAGAGAGAAGCUUUAUGUAACAAAUCACAAAAGUACAGAGAGACUGCUUUAGAGAGACUCAAGGAUGUCGCUAGAAGUAGAGGUGGAAAUGCCGUCAUUGGUGUUAAGGUGGAGUAUUCUCCAUCUUUGGAAAUGGAUGGCCAUCGUUAUUACGAAUGGGUAGCAUCUGGUACAGUUGUAACACUCCAAAAACGCCCACAAUUUGCCCGUUUAGAUAGCCGUUAAUCGCAGUCAAUAUUAGGCACACUCAGCAUAUCCAAUAUCUCAAACCCUGAAACUCUCUAUUGUCUUUUUUAAACUUUAUAUUGAUGCAUUCCCCUUCUCUCGCUACUACAAUUAUGUCAUCCAUUUUGAUAAUCGGGACAUUCGCCAUAUUUGGUUUGAUAAACAAUUUAGUCUAUGUCAUAAUAUUGUCAGCUGCGUUAGAUAUGAAUACAACUCCGGGUUUGACCGCUCUCGCAAACAUUCUACCGAGCUUGAUCGUCAAGAUUUUAGUGCCAUAUUUGAAUAGCACGAAAGCAAAAUUUGGAAAGCGUGUUUUAUUUAUUUCAAUAACUACAUCAAUUGGUAUGCUCAUAGUAGCAUUAUCGUCUACUGUACCACUUAAAUUGAUCGGUAUCGCUCUGACAAGUACAGCAAGUUCAGGUGUAGGUGAUAUGACAUUCCUACAAUUAGCUGCUCAAUAUCGGGCACUAGCUUAUUACGCCUCAGGUACUGGUCUCGCUGGAGUUAUCGGUAGCAGUGCUUGGCUCAUACUACGUAAGAUGGGUGUAGUCGAGGGUUUGCUACUUAGCGCAACUUUCCCAACUUUACAGCUAAUUACUUACUUCUUUAUGCUUCCCCAAGCACCAUCGAAUGACGAUACCGAGGAUGGCACCUUCAAUCGUUUAUCAAUAGAAGAGAAGAAGGAGGUAGGAAAGGAUCUCCUACGCCCUUAUAUGUUGCCUUUGUUUACCGUUUAUCUCUUUGAAUAUUCCAUCAACCAGGGUGUUGCACCAGCACUCAGCUACGAUAACAGAACAAAUCGUGAUACCUACCCCGUUUAUCAACUUUUAUACCAAAUUGGCGUGUUCCUCAGUCGCUCUUCUCAUUUAUUCAACGUUGGUCACCUUUCUCGAAAACAAUUAGCCCUACCAAGCGUGAUACAAGGUUGUAUUUUUCUACUUCUGCUUAUUGAAUCAGUAGUUAAGCAGAUCGGAUACUAUGUAGUAUGUACAAUUAUCCUAGUCGAAGGACUCAUGGGAGGUUUAAGCUACGUCAAUGUCUUCCACCAUACCAGCACGGAAUAUAAAAAUGCAGCUGCACACACUCGCGAAUACGCUAUUGGAUUGGUAAGUCUAAGUGAUGGCGUUGGAAUCGUUCUCGCAUCAUUACUCUCAAUCGGAUUGGGUAAAUUGUUAACAUAAAAAGCAUGUAUAUUCUCUAAAACCAAAUAAUAAAACCUAGUAGACUUCGAGAACGUAUCUCUCAUCUUCCUUCAUAUCUUCAAUGGAGUUCUCUGCAUCCUCGCGUGUCUUUCCACCAGCCUCAAUGUAACUUCCACAAAGGGCUUCAUAGACAUCUGGAACUGGCCAUGUUGGACCACAAAGGAAGAAUGAACCUUCAUCACCACCUUCCGAUUUCCUUGAAAGCAUCUUGUGAAGAAUCUUCUUAUCUUCCAUCAUCUUGUGUUGGAUGUACACCUUUCCUUUACCAUCACGUGAGAAUGCAAGACCCAUGUGGGUAAGUACACCAGCGGAAAGGUAGGCUUCGAGUUCUUCUCCGUAAAGAUACUCAGCUGAUCUGUAUCUGCUACCAAAGUAGUAAACGAGUGGACCAACAUCAAUACCUUGCUCGCGUUGCCAUGCACGGUAUUGAAUGAAGGCUCUGAAUGGUGCAGCACCAGUACCCAAACCAGCCAUAAUAAUUGGUGCAUCAUCUCUUUCUGGAAGUUUCAUAACUGAUGGUUUGAUAGAUACUGCAACCUUUGUUCCAACUUCCAAACCUGCGAGAUAACGAGUACAUUGACCGUAACGUGGUGAUCCUAAGCAUUUAAAUUAGCACGCAAAUAUGCAUUAGAACUGUACUCACCUGAUGGUGUUGCCCAUUCAACAGUAACGAUGAGAAGGUCUACUUGGUUACCAACGACGGCGUUCGCUGAAGCAAUAGAGUAAUGCCUUGGAUGAAUUUCACCGAUGAGGUGGAUGAGUUCUUCUACUGGUGGCUUAGCAGUUGGGAACUUUCUGAGAACAUCUGCAUAUGUAAGUGUAUCAAUUUCAGACAACUUCUUGAAUGUAGAUGAUCCUUCUGCUGAGCUAAUGAACCUCAAUGCGCGUUGCUCCUCUCUGCUAGUAGCGUACUCUUCAAGUGAAGCAAGGAAUGAUUUUGGUGGUUUACCGAAAAUGUCUAUAUCUUGUUGGAAAACUUGUAAGACGGAUCUUGUUUCAACCUUUCCAUUGUCAUGUUGGACGUUGAUAACACCAUUCUCUGGUAAGCCAUACCAACUAAGGAAGUCCUUGACUUCAUUGAUGUCGUUGUGUCCGUAUACACCUAAAGCUUCACCAAUUUCGUACUUCAAAUCGGUGCCAUUGGUGUCAAAUGAGAUGUGGAAGACAUUUCUGUCGUAGUCAUCUGGAGUUAAUCUGCGUGUUUCUUUGACUGUAACUAAGUAGGUGUCUUCUGGAAGGGACGGCUUGAGAGUUGCCAACGGUCUCUCAUAAACGUCUUCACCAGUAGUGAAAGACUCAUUGAAGAGUAAUUGCCAGGCUGGUUCAACCCAGCUACCCUUGAUUGCUUUAACCUUGUCAUUAAGUUGUUCCUCUUUCGUGCCGACGGCAGUCUGAGAAAGUCCGUUGAAGCUGAUACCGACUAAUCUGUUGUCUGGCUUGAUUUCUUUGCCUGGUUGAAGAGCUAACCAUGAUGAUUCAUCGACAAUGGCUUCAUAAAGUGAUUCCUCGGUGUUUUCGAUGAUUGAAUCAAGAUUAGUAACGUCUGGAAGGAAGGCUCUAACGAGACUCUUGAUAGAUUCUGGUAAUCUUGGUACAGAGGAUGUGAAUAACAAUAAGAAUGCUAUCAAAGUUGCAACUGAUUGGUGCUCUUCUGAAAUUGCGGCUGAAUCAACAGCCCAAACUCUGAUACCCUUCUCAAUGAUUGUCUUCUUGUCAGCAUACGGCAAUUUAGCUGGCACUUCCUCAGGUGAUUGAAGUGGACCAUCGAGCAAGACGAUACCACCUUUCUUAACAUAUUCGAAAACGUUUGUUGCCUUCAAUGAAGAAAUAUUAACGUUGAGGAAGUCAACUGAAGACUCCGUUGGUAAAGUUAAAGCAGACUCCUGUACUUCUUUGCCAAUUUUAAUGUGUGACAAAGCUAAUCCAGUUUGGCCAAUGAAAUGAUCAUAAGCUGUUUGAAUUUUAGUUGAGAGUUGCUUGUUUUGAGAGAAUAAUGAGCCAACCAAAUCAGCACUAACUUGAUCAGGCUGUUCAACAAAUACGCAAGACUUUGAUGUAGCUUCUUGUGAACUCAAAAACGGAGUGAUAUCACUGAAUGCAUUAACCUUGAUCUUACGUUGAGCAUUGAAAACAGCAGAGACGACAUCGUUAAGUAAAACGCCUUGAGCUUUCUCUUCAUUGUAAACCAAAAGAUUCUCAAUUGACGAUGGGAUACUGUCGCUAAGAGCUUUCAUACUGAGUGGACGAAGCUUGUGAAUGACGACCAAACCGUAUGAGCUGUCUAAACUACUGAGUAAGGCGUUUGAAAUGUCAGAAGCUGGAACAACCAAUGCCUUUGUGACUGGUGAUGCGCUGUGGAAAGUAACAGCAGUGCUUGGUGGUUUGACUUGAUCAAGCGCUGAUUUCUCUCUGGCUGCAUAAAUACCAUCGAAAGCAUGAAUGACAUUUCCAGGAAUCUCGUAAGCGAGUUGAGAGUUGUUGACAAUGUCUUGAGCUGUAGCUGAUAACAAAAUUGUGUAGUUCUCAAGUUGAUUAGCAGCAUCAAGGAUUGAAGUGAAGCCACUCUUGAGGUUAAGCUCAGAGUCUCUUUCAUAAGUGUUCACUUGCAAGACCAACUUUGACUUUUCUUUGUAUGUCUUGAGAGUUGGAAUGAAGUUUUUCAAAGAUUGACUGUUGAUCAAGACUGAGAUGGUGGCAACCUGGCUGGCUCUUGAGUAACCGGACACUGCUGCACCUGAGCCUGGUCUAUCCUGCAUUAAUUGCACUCUAUCGUCCGAGAGGUCCUGACCGAAACCGUCGUAUCUAGCUGAAUCGUAGAGGAAGAUACUGUUGCUGUUGGCUGAAACGUUGUAUUCUACUGCGUUUAAAGCUGAUUUUAAGAUGGAUUGACCAGCUUUGUUUGAAUUCUGAGGAGAAAGUGACUGCUCAGAUGAAACUGGUGUACCGAUACCUGAAUCGACGAUUGAUGGCAUCUUUUCGAACUUGUCGCGUUGUUGACUAAUCGGUUGGGCAAUAGCUGAUGGACCUUCUGAACUGAUUGGUGGGUUGAGUGAACCUGGCAUUUCUAGAUGAGCGAUGUUUAGUUUUGAUAGUAGAAGCUAUAAAAACUUACUUUUCUGUCCUACUCAAGAAUUCACCGAUGAUCGUAGGAAAUCAAGGAUCGAUCACGAAUGCUUAUAUCAGAGGGCAAUUUUUAUUUUUUUUAUUCUAAAUUAUAAGAGAGCGUAUAGUAACGAUAAGUUUCUAGACUAUUUAAUGCGUCGCUCGCCACUCUCUCCCUCAGCUUCGUAUUUAGAUAGCCAAUAAAAUGAGACAUUUUGCCGCUUAUCAAUCUACACAGCUUUCAUUGCUUUACUACACCCACUAUGGAGAAGAAGGAGGUCGAGAGCAUCCCCGAAAGAAGUCAGACACCGCCACCGGAAUACGAGCAAUACGCUGGUCCAUCCACUUCGCAGCCGAACAACAGUCAGAGCAGCACAGGGGACGUGGGUUUUAGGAGUGCUCUAGGAAAUUCCGUGAAAGACAACUUUGUAUCUCGUCUGCGAACACCUCAAGAAGCUGGUUUGAUCGGUAGUGCGCUCAGUUUGACUAGCGCUACCGUGGGCACCACUCUCGGACUUACAACAGCCGCCAUCGGUGGUGUACUCUCUUUACCGGCCGUUGCCGUAGGCGCUGGCGUCAAACAUCAUAAAAAUAAGCAGAAACAGAAGCAGAGAGAGAGCUCUUCUCCUUCCUCUUCCUCCUCUUCUUUAGACAACAGCAACCGAGAUGGCAGCGAAGAGGAUCUCAAAAGGAAGCAAGCUAGAGAACUCAAGGAGUUCAAAGAGAGCCAGAAAAGGGAGAAGGAAGAAUGGAAACGCAAAGGUAAAGGUAAAGAUAGUAUUAGUUAGAAAUUGAAAUGUAUGCUAUUUUACGCUAAUGUGUUAUUAUAUCCCUUUUUUGUAAUUAAGAAAAUACUUUUUUCGUUCAUCAACAACCCCAUCUAUCCCAUCAGAUCACCCAUAGAAGCCAUCUCAGGGCUGAGAUUCUCCCUUGAUGAGAUUUCAAAGUAUGAGUAAAUGAUAGUGGUAGCGAGUAGGAUACCAGUACCAGAACCGAAAGCACCAAUCAAGUCAGCGAUAACGGAUAAUGCACCGAUAGUUGCACCACCGAAUGCGGCGGCAGUUGGUAUAACCCUCUUCAAUUCCUUGUACAUGCUGCCUUCUCUGUGACCAGCCAUAACCAUUUGUUGGUCUUUCAAUUGCUUUGCUACCUCUCUUGGACCUGAUCCAGAUACUUCAAUCCAAGUCUUUGAGAAGAUUGCACAGACUGAAAGCAUGAAGGUGACGUAAAUGAUUGUGUGGAUUGGGUCGACUAAAGCUGCAUGAAGAGUGUGAGGUGGAGACAUGUAGUAAGCGAUACCGGAUGUUGCAAACAAUUGUGGAGAUUCCUCUAAUGGCUCCCAAACACCAAUGAGCUUGACGAAUAAGUUAUCUGGGAAUCUGUUGUAAAGCAUUUGUGAAAUGAUGAAAACGUUUGAGCUCAAUGCUGAUUCCAACAUGAUUGGCAUGUUUGAUGUGUAGAACAAUUUAACUGGGUAUGUACCACGUUGGCCUCUGAAUCUGUUUGAUUUUACAGGAAUUUCAAUUCUGAAACCUUGCAAGUAGAUAACAGCUGCGAAGAUAGCAAGAGUAGCAAGUAAGUUUGAUACAUUUGGUAAUCUGUCUCUGUAGAAAGCUUCCUUGAGUGCUCUGGUCUUGUCAUUCCAGGUGAAAAGCAAGUGAACGAGAGCGAGUAAAGCACCUUCAAAUUCAGGACCACGGCCAGUGUUUAUCGUUGUUGGUGAAAAUGCCUUCCAGACGAUAGAUUCACAGAUGUUCGUGGCAAUAAAGAGUGAGAUACCACUGCCUAAACCAUAGCCUUUUUGAAGCAGUUCAUCAAGGAGGAUGACAAUGAGGGCAGCAGCGACAAGUUGUACGACCAAGAGAAGACAGACACCAGCUCCUAAGUCUGAUGGCUGACCGUAUAAGCCGGUGAGAACGUAUACGGUAGCUUGACCGAGUGAGAUGAUCAAGGCGAACACUAUAGGACGUUAGACGCGUAAUCUAAUAUAAAGCAAUCUUACACUUCUGAGCAGCACCGAAAAGAGCUCUGUCUUCUUUUAAGGAGAAAUCGACGUCGAUGAGGUUUGCACCAGCGAGAAGCUGCAUAAUCAUACCAGAAGUAACGAUAGGAGAAAUACCGAGUUCCAUGAGAGUACCACGAUUGGAUGCCAAAAUAACUCUCAUCCAGUAGAGCGGAUCUGAGCUAUCACUAGAAACGAUACCAUAGAGAGGUACUUGAGAGCAGACCAAGAAAAUCAAUAAGGUGACGGCUGUCCAGGCUACCUUCUGGUUGAAUGGUACUUUGCGUUCUGGGGCUGAUACCUCUGGGAGGAUCUGGGAAUGGCUUGACGAGUUGAAGGAAACGG